AAGAGUACAAGACAAAGGUGUAAGUUUUGGAUAAUAAGGGGAUUGGCUAGCCAUUCAUGAAUUAAUGUAUGCUGAGCCUCCUCUUCUGCGGAAGUAGCAUACUCUCAGCCUCAGUUGACUGGACAAACGUCCUGAGCUCAUAUUGGUGACAAAUGGGAUCAUCUGCCUUGCAUACUUAAACAAGGGUUUUGAUACCAUCUGGCUUGGGAAAUAGCUGGAGGAAACUUAACUGUGACCUCCAUUCCCAAGCACAGGGAGGUAAAUGCCAUCAAGAUACAUUUUAUACAUUUUAAGAAUUGACACAGUACAUAAAUGAUAUACGUUUCACAUAACACAGCAAGCCGAUACAUUUAUUAAAGGAUUGGGGUUGAUAGAGUUGAGGUACAGCUGCUGCUAGCUCCUCCAAAAGCUUCAAGCUAGCUGCUUCAGCACUGCACAACUUUGGAGUAGUGGAUGAUGUUUUUAAAAAUAAAGAAAAAAAUCAUAUCUUGCUUGCAGUCUCUUUAUAGUUCUAUAACUUAUGGGGAGUGGGGUGCAAUGGCUCCACAACAGUAUCUGCUGAGGUUUCAUUUCAGAACCUCCUUAAAUGCCAACAUCGAGAGAUGUUCAAGUCCCAUUAUAUAUAAUGGUGUCAUAAAAUGACAGCACAGGGAGGUAAAUGCCAUCAAGAUACAUUUUAUACAUUUUAAGAAUUGACACAGUACAUAAAUGAUAUAUUUCACAUAACACAACAAGUUGAUACAUUUAUUAAAGGAUUGGGGUUGAUAGAGUUGAGGUACAGCUGCUGCUAGCUCCUCCAAAAGCCUCGAGCUAGCUGCUUCAGCACUGCACAACUUUGGAGUAGUGGAUAAUGUUUUUAAAAAUAAAGAAAAAAAUCAUAUCUUGCUUGCAGUCUCUUUAUAGUUCUAUAACUUAUGGGGAGUGGGGUGCAAUGGCUCCACAACAGUAUCUGCUGAGGUUUCAUUUCAGAACCUCCUUAGAUGCCAACAUCCAGAGAUGCUCAAGUCCCAUUAUAUAUAAUGGUGUCAUAAAAUGGAGUGCCUUAUAUAAAAUGGAAAAAUUGGUGUUAGCUUUUUGGAAUUUUGAGGAGAGAGUAAUGAAUACUGGAAUCUGUGGAUACAGAAUCCAUGGAUAUUGAGGGCUAAUUGUAGAGUACAGAGAUAGGAAAAUAGUGUAUCUCCAGCUAUUGUGAACUACUAUUUUCACCACCCUCAACUUUUAGGCAACAUCCAGAGAGUCCCCACUCCCAUUGUAACAGCUGUGAUUGCUCUUACCUUCCCUAUCCCCAGUUAGCUCCUCCCUGAGAAAUUAAUCUGUCCUCCAAACUUUUCAUCAGCUGGGCCCAUAUCCAACUACCUUAACUAGUCCAGCCUUCUCUCCACUUUGGGAUGGCCAUGCCGUGCUACUUAGCUUUUCUUCUGCUAUGCUGCUUCUGUUCUAGUGUUCGGCUUCUAGUUUCUCCAGAUCCUGGGCUUUUGUCUCAAGGUCGAACUCGGUUGCAACAGGCCCAAGAAUUGGCUCGACACCCCCGAUAUGGGAGUUGUUGGACUGGGGCCUUGGAGCAAGUUGAUGCUGGCUGUAGGGAAUUGGAUGAGGAUCAGCAAAGCCGCAUUGCACUUGCUUUUGCCCAUUGCCACCUGCAAAGGUCUGGGAGGAGGUUUCCACCUUGUGAGCCUCACAGCUCCAUCCGUGACUGCACACAACACAUGGAUGCAGUGGCGUUUGGAGUCUACACAGAGUUCUUCACUCAUGCUCAUAGCAUUUGCUAUUUUCUGCACAAUGAAGCCUGGCAGCAGCGAGCUCAAGACACUGUACACAGACUGACAUCCUCUUCUGAGUCUGUAGCCCGCCAGCUUCAGUCAACCAACCAACUUGCAGUAGAAAUAGCCCAGGCACAGGACGCCACCUUACGCUCACAGGAACGGAUCCUGCAAGAUGGGGAGGUUCUCCGACAGGCCCUCCAUGACUCCUCCAAAGAUGUGCGUCAAACCUUCCAAGAACUGCAGGAUUCAGCGCUUGAGCAGAGAGUUGUCUUUGCAGAGAUCUUCAACCGGGUGACAUUUCUGCACCGCUUUGUUGUGGGGGAAUCCAGUGCCCUCUACUCCCUUCUCUUCCAUAUCCUGAGUGGGAUCGCUAGCCUGGUGCUAACCUCUUGCCAACGGACUUCAGGAGCACGGUUCAUUUUGCUGACCUUGGUGGGUGUAAACAUUUAUUUAGAGCGUGCUAUUUGUAGCUUCCUUGUGGAUAACUCAGAGGAUGACUAUGGCUUGACGGAGAGUAUUUCCUUCUGGGUUGGCAUGCUGCGCCGUGGUUUUGCUGGUCUUGGUUUUGCGGUGGUGGCUUAUUUCAUCAGGACUUACAAGGACCCAGCCAAGCAGAGCCAGGUAGUGCUCCAAAGCCUACAGGAGACCCAAGCAGACAUCCAGAGACUUUUGCAAGAAACAGAAAGGCUAUUGCCUAACAAAACAGAGGUCCUCCUUCAUGAAUCUGUCCUCAGUGCAGAGGAUGAAGCAUUAUUCAUAGAUUCUGGAUUUCCGGAGCAGCUAUUCUCUUCAGAUUGCGGAGCAGAAAUUCAAGGACACAAAACAUGGAGGGGACAAUCACCUUCCCGCCUUUGCCGUUCAUUAUCCCGUCAGCGGAGCAAGAUAAGAACCAGCAGCCCCAAAAGGAGAGGGCGUUCUCCUUCGCGUAAGUGUCGGUCGCCAUCCCGCCGGCUUAGUCGGACCCGGAGUAGUGCUGCUCAACAGCUGAAAAUCCCUGUACUUCAGGAAGGGAUGCAUAGCCAGACCAGAACCAGCAGUCCCAAACAGAGAGGGCGUUCCCCUUCUCACAAGUGUUAUUCGCCAUCCCGCCAUCUCAGCCGUUCUCGAAGCAGCGCUACUCAGUAGUUGAGCAUUUCUGUACCUCUGGAGAAGAUGAGUCAAUUCACAUGCACUGUACGAAUGCAUAGAGCCCCAGCACAAGCUGAACCGGGGAGGCAACUAGGCUCAGAAGACUGAAAAUAUGAAAGACGCUCCAGGGACACUUGUCUCUGAGGACACAUUCCCCUCUGAUCCCAGUUCUCUCUUAUAUUGGAUCUAUCUCCACAUAUAGCGGCCUGAUCCUACUUUAACUGCUUUGACUCCAUCCUGUGAAAACAUGAGACUUUUAGUUUGGUGAAGCACCAAUUCUCUAGUUUAUUUCCUUGGAGAAAAUGUUAGUGUUUAAUGAAACUCUGAAUCUCACAUUUCCAUAAGAGCGAGCCAGGGAAAUUACUGUAGUAUCCAAUUGCUGCCAUUGUGCAGUGCUUACUUACACGUCGUUUUUAAUACUUUACUUUGUCUUAAACUAGACCAGAUCAAAAACCUAUUUCAGUAGAGCAUGUUAAGCUAAUCAGCAUACCCGCCUUCUUUGUAUAAUUUCUGUAAAUUUUGAAGGAUCUGCAUAAUUUAUCUACAAUUUGCUGGUCUGGGGUAACACAGCUGAACAAGGCAGUAACCCCCUCCUCAAGCCUUUGGAAUUUUUUUCAGGCACGCAUUACGCAUGCACUUCCAACCUCAGGGAUUUAGAAAUGCGAAAUAAAAGCUGACAUUUUGCAAUAAUUUUGCGGAGUCAUCCCAGCAUUGCUUUAAUCCUACUGAUAUAUUGCAGAAUUCGGCAAAGAGCAAACAAGGUCAUCACCCUUCAGUUUUGGGGUAUAGAAUGAACUAUGUAAAUUGAUAUAGAAAACACAAAAAAUAAAAUCCAAACUCAUAUUUUCCUAAGCCGAAUAGAUGUAUAUAGAUCUUCUUGAGAGAAGGGUUAUUAAAAUGCCAUACCUCUGAGAAAGGAAGCUAAUCUACUGCAAUGCUGCAGUCCUAUUGUAAACUCAGAAAUGUGGCUUUAGCUUGUGAAUGCAGCAACUCUAGAACAGUUGAGCACUUGCUGAAUGCUCAGGCUUAUUCCCAAUGCAAAUCCCUUACAUUGAUUACAGAUAUCACUAGAAAGGAAACAAUCCUAUGAUCUCAUGGAUCUCCCCCCAUCCAAACACACACACUUUUAUUCUAAUAACAAACCUCAUAUAGUAAAUACAAAGGUUUUGCUCUAAAUAUGGAUAGUAGUCAUAGUAUAUGUUAUUAUGAUUUUUAAUGCACUUGACUUUUGGGCUUUGAGAUGCUGACAGUUUAAUAAAGUCCUUGUAAUAGUAUUACUUUCAA
Molecule: messenger RNA, 4175 nt
Organism: Anolis carolinensis (green anole)
Lineage: Eukaryota; Metazoa; Chordata; Lepidosauria; Squamata; Anolidae
Exons: 8
Coding region: 1389-2888 (499 amino acids)
Source: RefSeq, a predicted model, not a curated record